Loxodonta africana (African savanna elephant) is the source of this 3670-nucleotide messenger RNA. It is a transcript of the gene PIH1D2, whose product is annotated as PIH1 domain containing 2. Gene Ontology annotation, biological process: box C/D snoRNP assembly; rRNA processing. The transcript is spliced from 6 exons. The record is from RefSeq and is a predicted model, not a curated record. Lineage: Eukaryota; Metazoa; Chordata; Mammalia; Proboscidea; Elephantidae. Gene Ontology annotation, cellular component: ribonucleoprotein complex; R2TP complex; cytoplasm. The coding region runs from base 141 to 1088 and encodes 315 amino acids.
UGGCGGUAAAGAGAACUUCUGCCUGGAGCUUCCCGGACCCAAUUAAGCGUUGCACCCAGCCGUUACCCUGGUAACUGGCGUGGCGGUUUGUCAAGGAACGGAGAGAAGAGGUUUAAGAGGCCCAUUCACCAUUAUCAAUCAUGGAGGCAGCCUCAAAGGAUCUUCUCAUCCAAGUUACUCAGUUCUGGAACCUCUUAGAUGAUCUGGCUGAAAGUGACCCUGAACGCUAUGAGAAUUUUAUUCAACAGCAGCUGAAAGAGGGGAAACAGCUGUGUGCCACCCCAGAACCACAGUUCUGUCUACAGACCAGGAUCCUGAAACCAAGAGAAAAAACACUUUUCAUCAACCUUUAUCAGUGGAAAAAGAUCCCAGCUCCCCAAUCAAUCACUCAUCCAGUACCUAUAAGUGUUGGCAGGCCAGAAGAUAUUUCUGAGACAUCAGGUGUUUACACAGUCAUCGAUGUUGCCUACCAUCCUGAUGUUCUCCAGGUGGCAGAAAAAGACCAAGUGAAAAAGGACCAGUUGAUCCGGAUGGCUAUGAAAUGCAUUGAGGAGCAACUCCAGUCCACUCUCUCACAAUCCUACCGAAUUACAAAACUUAAAACAAAAGGAAGCAUUCACAGGAUGAAACAAAGUCUGAUGGGAAUCCAAAAUGACUCCCCUGAUUUAAGAGAGAAAUUGAGAAAGGAACUAACCCUUGAACAGAUAAGAAACAGUAUCAUGAGCAGUCCAGAGCACUUUCCUCAGCUUACACUACCAAAGGACCAAGUUCCAGACAAAGCAGGAUGUCUGAUUGAGGAGAUUUGCAGUACUGAGAUCCAGGUAGAGAUGAAGACCCCAACCUAUGAAUUAAAAAUUAUGAAGGAUGAGAAUGAGAAACCUCUGGAAAUUGAAUUGUUAGUUGAAUUACCUGGUAUUGAUUCAGUCUCUGUCUGUGACCUUAGUGUUUCUAAGGAUGAUUUAUUGAUCGAGGUCUCUGAGAAGUACAGAUUACAGCUGCAUCUUCCAGAAUCUGUUGAUACCGAAAUGACUACAGCAAAAUUUAUCAAACAAAAAGCUACCUUAAUCAUCACAAUGCCAUUGGUGUAAAAUAAGAAUGUCGUGUAUUGCAGGUUUUCAGUGUUAAGGUCAUGUGCAUUAUAGUUCCUUCAUUACAGGUGAAGAGGUAGUGGUUUAUCUUAAACACUGGUAUUUCCUAAGAAUUCUUUUUGAAAUGAGAUUUUUCUCUUCAGCUGUUAUGUUUUAUCUGUUCUUUUUACUCUUUCUCCUUCUCAACUAGACUUGGCAUCAUCCAGAAACUAAGUAUGAUAUUGCCACAAUGUACUUGUUUUGAAGAUAAUUUGUAGUCAUCUGUGUAACUUAAAUGUCUUUUGAAAAAUAUAAUUUUUUUUAAGUAAUAUGAGAAGACGCUGGAUUUACUGGUUGAUUCUUUAUUUUAAAGUCUCGAGUAAAUUUUUGCAUCAGGAAAAAAAAAAACCCAGGCUGUGCCAUAACUUUUUUUAUCACCAGCAUGGGGUAUAACAUUGGAAAUUUCUUCAAGCAAUAAAAAUACAGGGUCAAUGUAUAAUUAUUCAGUGUUUCUAGGCACCUCUGUACUUCUGUAAAGCUGCUUUGCCAGGAGUCCAAGAUACCCGGCCAGAAGUUUUAAUAUCAGAUAUGGACUUGUCUGCAGAUUGGACUACGAAGACACAUUAACAGCAAUUGGCUGUUACCACACAUAAGAUGCAAAAUAUAUCCUUCUCUAAUCUGAGUGAGCAAAGGAGUUGAUUUGGGGAUCAUCUCGCAAGAAAAUGAUCAAAAGUACAAAAGUGACAUACUUUUCAACCUCUGUUUAUCUCUUCUGAGUUGUCAAAUGGAUGGUCACUAUGAGGUACCAACUUUCCAACUCACAUCCUAAGAAAACAAUAUGCACAUUAAACUUUAAGCAUCUGUCAAUCAUCUUUUCUAGAUACAAAACAGCUCCCUUGUAAUUACUAGUUUCUAGUUCAACAUUGGAUUUUUUUUAAAGUCUUUAUUUAAAAACUAUCUUAAACUUUAGAAACUAAUGUUAUAUGUGUGUGUCUUACACUGGGUUCUCUAGAGGAGCAAAACCAGUGAAGAGAUUUAUUUCAAGGAAAUGGCUCAUGCAGUUGUGGAGGGUUCCAAGUCCCAAAUCUGUGGGUCAGGUGUCAGGCUAGAGGUUUUUCCUGACCGAUGUGGUUGCAGGGGCUGACAAACCCAGAAUCCCAAAAUUAGCAGGUCAGGCAGGCUGCUAGCUCACAUCUCAAGAAGUGGAAGGGGAUGAUGAGUCGGGUGCAGGUUCAAGAGAGGGCAAGCUCUGCCAGAACAGCCAUAUAUACUGGAUGCAGGCCACACCCCCAAGGAAAGCCCACUUUCAGCUGACUGGCAGCUAACGUCAGGUCACAAAAUGGAUGAUGUUAAUAUCUGCCAAACCACUGAGAAUCAUGGCUUAGCCCAGUUGACACAUAACCUUAACCAUCACAGUGCGUAAUAGAUAUAAUUAGUAUGUGACAUUUAAAAUUAAAUAUAAUUUUUUAAACUGGCCUGGUUUGAAUUCUACUGGGAUAAUUUACCUACUGGAAAUUUUUUUAGAUCUGUAUGAUGUCCUAAAAUUAACAAACCCAUUAAAGUCUCCUUUUUUGUUGUUAGUUGCCAUCAAGUUGAUUCCAACCUGUGGAACCAUAUGUGUGUGGAAUAGAACUGCUCCAUAAGGUUUUCAAUGUUCUGACCUUUCAGAAACAGAUCGCAGGGACUUUGUUCUGAGUAACCUCUGGGUGGGAUCAAACCGAUCUUAAAGUAGUCAAACUGUUAACCAUUUGUACCACCUAGGCUCCUAUGGUCUCCUUAACCACUCCCCGCCCCCCCCCCAAAAAAAACACCGCAGUUGAUUCUGACUCAUAGUGACCUAUAGGACACAGUAGAACUGCCCCGCAGGGUUUCCAAGGCUGUUAAAUCUCUACAGAAGCAGUCUGUCGCAACUUUCGCUGGAAGAACAGAUGGUAGGUUUGAACCACCGACCUUCUGGUUAGCAGCCGAGUGUUUUAACUACUGUGCCUCCAGGGUUCCUUAUGGUCUCCUCACUGCCUCCCCAAACAACAACUUGGAAUGGCUUCACCUCAUCUUUUCUACAAAAUCAUAGCCAAAUGUAUCUCCUAAAACCUUUCCCUUCCUAUCCACAAGGAACCAGUGGAACUGCUAUUCUUUCACUCCCAGCACUUACAUGUUACUCAUGUCAGUAUCUCCCUGUUUCUGUACUCAUUAAUAAAACACAUAUCAAGACCUAACAUGCUUAAUGUUAAAAUGUUAAUAUUUUCGAGGCGGGGCCAAGAUGGCAGACUAGAUAGAAGCUACCACGGAUCCCUCUUACAACAAAGACUCAGAAAAACAAGUGAAUCGAUCACAUACAUGACAAUCUACGAACCCUGACCAUCAAACACAGAACUAAGGAGUUGACCUGAGUGACAGGGGACCAAAAAGCCUCGCGGUGAAGCAGCGACUGCUUCUGGAACUGGCAUCCCCCGCCACAGCCUUGAGCCCUCGUGGUUUCCUGGUGCCAGAGUGGUUGGGCUGAUCGCAGCUUACUGAGACGGGGCAAGCAUGGGACGCAGCCCUACCCCCUAACCCCCUGGAGUAACCUCGGCAGAGACUCAGCCAGCGCAAGCAGGCUGCAC